GGCCGGGCUUUAACGAAUUUCCCCACAUUUCAGUCUUCGUUUGCCGAGCGUCGUGCGCGCAAGUAUCCCUCAGAAACGCGGAUAGACGGCCUCCAAAAAACAACAAGAUAUACCCAAAAAAAAAAAAAGAUAAAUCUGAAGAAAAACAAUAUAUGUAGUACCACCAACAACAGUGCUAGAAAAGUUAAUACUACAAAAGGGAGCAAACACAAGCAGCAGCAAAUGAAAAAGAAAAGGAAACGUGAAAAGUGUAGCUGAAAACUUCAUUUUCUUCAAAUAAAAACCAUAUUUUUCCCCGAACGAUACAUAAUUCAAGAGAAGCAAAGCUUCAGAAAAUUUUGGAAGAGCCACAAAUCAGUGCGUAUUGAAUCACGACAGAGGAGGCAAUUAAUUAGGACGAGAGGAAAUACCCACCUUUGGGUGAAGGGUUUUUAGCAAUGAGCUGUCUGCACUUGAAGAACUUCAAAUGCGCCAAGUGGUCGCAAUCUUUAUCGAGGAGUUAAGCAGCGGAAUAUCAUACCAUAAAAACGAAUCAUACAUUUAAAGGGAUUUCUCGGAAAGAAUUCUUUACCCUACUUCUGUGAAAAGUCGUUUAAAAGGAGUGGCUUCAAAUAUGCCACAGCUCAGGCAGCUGGUGGUGGUCCUGGCCAUCCUGUCCCUCCUGGUGGAUCCCUCGUUCGCCCAGCGUCCGCUGAUCAUGAACCACACCUUCAGCUCCCUGCCGAUGUCCCAACAUCCCAGUUUCAACAGCUGGCCAAGUGCAUCCGGGGGAAAGCAACUGCGCAAUGGCAGGCUCCAUGAGCAGCCUUUGCCCCUGCCACAACCCACUUUGCCGGUGGCCACACAGUACGAGGACUACGAGGCGGCACCGCCAGGAUCGCGAAGGGAUAACAAACGGCGACUGGCUCAGAUGGCCCAACGCCCAGGCAGCGGGAAUGGCGGGCGGCGAGGCAUGGAGUCCCUUCGAAAGGAGCUGAUGAAUCCAUCGGUUGGUGGUCCGGGCGGAGGUAUUUCCGGCGGAGGGGCCGGCUAUCCUUCGUACUCCGCCACCUCUUCCAUUGGACGAAUAGAUGGUCUGGGUCAGGGCCUUGGAUCUGCGGAUCGGUACGGAGCGAUAUACGACCAGCUGAGGCAACCCAGUGGAAUGGCCGCCAUGACAGCCGGUCCCCUUGGAGGACCCUACUCGACAAGGUUCCCUCCUCUGUACGCCGGUGUGGACGACCAGCCCAAGCGCUCAAAUCGGAAGAACUCCAUCAGCGAGCUCUACAAGCUGAAGAAAGCCCUCAACCAGGCGGAUGAACCUGCUGGCGGGGUGACGCACGGAAACUUUGAAGGAGAUCCACAGCCCUCGUCGGCGGAUCCACUGCAAGAAAUCAAGGAUCGUAUACGGGAUACAUCACCAAAUGCGAACACCUAUGCUCCGCACACGGAUGCCACACCGUCAUCAGAGUACGAGUAUGAACUUGGCGUAAAGUGCAACUUCGAAACCCCGUGCAGCUGGACCUGGGGCAACUAUUCGGAUGGUUUCCAAGUUAUAACUGGCACGGAAUUGUCGAAGAGGAAUCUCACAGGAUUACUGCCAGGUCCUGCAGCCGAUAGUAUCGAUGAUGCGAACGGGCACUUCCUGUACGCCCGCGUGAACCCGUCUUCAAGACCCUUGAAUCUCACCUCGCCGGAAUUCAGCACCACGAUGGAGAAGUGCUUUUUAGAGGUCUACAUGCACCAGAGCGACAUGAGUCACGGACUUUCGCGGGUGGUGGUGGAACUACUCCACACGGCGGAGAGCAGUUGGGUUCCGGCCGAGAUUCUGGGCGAUAAUGUGCGCCAGUGGACCAGGAAGGUAUAUCGCCUGGGUCGCGUUUCGCGCGAUUUCCGCAUCGUUUUCGAGGUGGUUCCCGAUCUGAGAGUGGGCCAGAAGGGUCAUGUGGCGUUGGACAACCUGCGCAUGGUGAACUGUUUUCCCGAAGGUACAAAGUCGGAGAAGUGCAGCACCUCGCAGGUGAAGUGCACCUCCAGCAAGGUGCCCGUGUGCAUACAUCUACCACGAAUUUGCGACAUUACCAGGGACUGUGAUGAGGCGGAGGACGAGCAGCAGUCAUGUGAUAAAAUACCCUAUGGCGGUCGUUGUGACUUCGAGGAGGACUGGUGCGGUUGGCGGGACUCGGGAAAGACGACGCUCACGUGGUCAAGGCAUACGGGAUCAUCUCCCACCCACGAUACGGGACCGGAUGGGGAUCACACAAUGCAGCACCUGCAGAACAACACCAGUGGAUACUAUAUGCUGGUCAAUAUGAAUCAGCAUAUGAACAACUCGGAAAAGAACUCGAUUAUUGGAUUUGCCAGCAAUGCGAUCAUGGUUAGCAAGACCUUCAAUCCGCCGCCAUCGGUACAUGGAAACCCGGACUCUCCCUAUCGUAACUCGUGUGUUGUGAGGUUUUUCAUCCACCAAUUCGGCAAGAAUCCGGGCAGUAUCAAUCUCUCCGUGGUGGAGAUGAAGGAAAAGGAGAACAUUACCACCACACUGUGGUGGAGCACUAAAAACCAGGGCAGCGAUUGGAUGAGAGCGGAAUAUGUACUGCCUAACAUAACGUCCAAAUACUAUCUUCAGUUCGAGGCUCGCAUGGGCAUGAGAAUCUACUCAGAUGUGGCUGUGGACGACUUCUCACUGAGUCCUGAAUGUUUUGGCCUCAAUAUACCAGAAGAUCAUCUAGGUGGCUACAACUACUGGGAUGUCCGACAGAAUCUAAAGAGUCCAACCUAUAAAGACUUUGAGUAUACCAACUAUCUUGAGUUAACCAGCUGUGACACUCGUGGCAUGAUAGGACCUUCCCAGGCACAAUGUGAAGCUGCCUACAGGGAGCAAAAUAAAACACAUGUCCUGCGGGAAGUCCAUGUGGUUGAGGACCAGAGCAGCUAUAAGGGCAUGCAGAAGUGGAAGGUACCCCACGAAGGACACUACACAAUCAUUGCCAAAGGCGCCAGUGGAGGACUGGGUUCGGGUGGCGUUGGCAGCUCUCGAGGAUCUGUGGCUGUGGCCAUUCUGGAACUUCACAAGCAUGAGGAACUAUAUUUCCUCGUCGGUCAGCAGGGCGAGAAUGCCUGCAUCAAGUCCAUGGGAGUUCUGAAGGAAGCUGGUUGCGGCACCGAUCACGACUUGGAUUUAGCCCAAUAUAGCUUCCGUUCCAAACAGGAUAUGGUCAAGAAUAUCUAUAUCGAAAAUGGUGCCGGCGGCGGUGGUGGUGGCUCCUACGUUUUCCUUCUCAAUCAGGCCAAAAACGAGGCAGUCCCUCUUUUGGUAGCUGGCGGUGGAGGAGGUCUGGGAAUAGGCCAAUACAUAGACGAGGAUUUCCAGCAUGGCCAAAAGGCGAAGCCCCUUCAGGCUCCAGAAAGUGGACAGAUCAACGGAGAGCCCUUGAAUAAAAAGACAGCUGGUCCAGGUGGUGGAUGGAGAGCUAAAGAGGAUCAGGCCCUGAGUCCCACCUACGGAGCUGCCCUUCUCCAGGGCGGUCGAGGUGGCCACUCCUGUUAUGUGGAACUAGCGGACAACGGAACUUCUGUUCACAGACAUGGCCAAGGAGGAUUUGGUGGUGGCGGAGGUGGCUGCAAUACUGGAGGAGGCGGUGGCGGCUACGCUGGCGGAGAUGUCUACCUAACUGAGUCGAAUGGAGAGGGAGGCAGUUCGUACAUCAGCCCCAGUCGAAGUCUCCGGGAAAUUAGUGAAAUACAUGCCGGAGCCAGCAGUGGACCAGGUGCCAUCAUCAUUAUUCCGGCGAUCGAGGGCUGUGGAUGCGACUAUAGGUGCGUGGCCUUGGAUGAGUUCCGAUCGAAGGUGCGGUGCAUCUGCCCGGAUGGCUGGAGCUUAAAACGGGACAAUCACACCGCCUGCGAGAUCCGCGAGGAGGCGGGCAAGUCCUCCUUCCAGUAUCUGGUUUCCAUCCUAAUGAUCUCGCUUGCUGUGCUCUUCAUCUGCAUAGCUGCGCUCAUCUUUAUGCUAUAUAAUCGCUACCAACGGAAGAAACAAUCGAAGAAGCGCCACAAGAUGCUCGUGGAGCAGGAUCUUCAACUUACCCGUUUGCGCAACAAUAUCGACGACUCCAAUCUGAACAACUUCAACCCCAACUAUGGAUGCGAUGGUAUUCUCAAUGGUCACAUUGAUGUCAACAGUUUGCCGCAGGUGGCACGCGAUAGUCUGCAAUUGGUCAAUGCCCUGGGCAAAGGUGCUUUCGGAGAGGUAUAUAUGGCAUUAUACCGCCAUCGAGACGGAGAUGCUGUAGAAAUGGGCGUGGCAGUGAAAACACUGCGGGAAGAUCCCAAGCGGGAAAAGGAGGAGGAUUUCCUGAAGGAGGCGGCCAUAAUGGCCAAGUUUAAUCAUCCAAACAUGGUCCAUUUAAUAGGAGUCUGCUUUGACCGUCAGCCGUAUUAUAUUGUCCUGGAACUCCUUGCUGGAGGGGAUCUACAGAAGUUCUUGAGAGAAAACAGGAAUACUCCAGAGCGUCCCUCCCUCUUGACCAUGAAGGACCUGCUCUUCUGCGCCCUCGACGUGGCAAAAGGAUGUCGCUACAUGGAGAGCAAACGAUUCAUCCAUCGGGAUAUCGCCGCCAGGAACUGUCUGCUGAGCAGUAAGGGUCCUGGUCGCGUUGUGAAAAUCGCCGAUUUUGGCAUGUCCCGGGAUAUCUACCGAUCGGACUACUAUCGCAAGGGAGGCAAGGCUAUGCUACCCAUCAAAUGGAUGCCGCCGGAAGCCUUCCUCGAUGGCAUAUUCACCUCGAAGACAGAUGUCUGGUCCUUUGGCAUUCUCCUGUGGGAAGUCUUCAGUCUGGGCCGUUCACCAUAUCCCGGCCAGCAUAACACCCAGGUAAUGGAGCUGGUGGUGCGUGGCGGUCGAUUGGGAUCGCCCACCGAAUGUCCCGUCUCCAUAUACAAGGUGAUGGCCGACUGCUGGAAUCCCACGCCCGAGGAUCGGCCCACAUUCAUUACCUUGCUGGAGCAUUUGACCGCCUGCACCCAGGAUGCCAGCAUAAUGAACGCUCCUCUGCCCAAUAUUCUGGGACCCACAGCCUCCGAACGAGACGACACAGUCAUCCGGCCGCCCAAUGGCGAGGAGUUCUGUUUGGCGGUGCCGGAUUACCUGGUACCUUUGCCACCCGGCGGCAGUAACAAUCCAUCAGUGGCCAGUGGUUCGGGCUACGUGCCAGAAUUGCAACGUCAGCAGAUGAGCUCCUGCACUCCGCCGGCGGUCACAUCUCCCGCCGCACCACAUCCAAGACCGGUGGAGAAUAUCGCACCGACCAGCGGAGAUUGCUGGGAGACGUCAUUUAUACUACCGAACUCGAAGGUGGAACCACCAGUGGCUGGAAGUGGCCACGAUGUUCCAUUGGCCGGCGGCGAGGAGGCCAAACUGAUCAGCUUGGACACACCACAGCCCACACCAACGACCAUCCAGCCACCGCUGUCCUUCGCCUCCCAGCUGGAUGGCAUCACGUUGGAUCCCUCGGCACUGACCAAGAGCUUGCCCAACGGAAAUGCCAAGCAGUCGUAUGCCAAUGUUCAGGUGAAAAACGAAGCCGAGGCCAAGGUCAUCAAUGGGGUGGUUGGCAAUGGAACGGUGAUGAACGGGGACGUCUCGACGGGAUCGGGUGGUGCCGAUUCACCUUUCACCAUUCAGGGUUACGCGGAGCGAUACAAGGACAACAACAAUCAUUCCGAAAUCAGUUGUUAAAAGCACUCGAAAGUUUGGUACAUCAAGAACAUAAAUUUCCAAAUCAUUUGGAUUUCAAAACAGAAGAGAGCCGUAUCGUAUAUUUUAUAAAGAUUUUUAAAAUCUUUAAAAAAAACGAAACGGUGUAAGUCAAAUCUGAACUUUCGUGUAAGAUUACUGAUUUUAGAAGACUUCGCGACCCCCAAAAAUUCGUCUUGUGUAGGAGCAAUCACAAUUUGCUGGCGCCUCACUGGCGCAUUAAAUAAAUUUACUCUCGAAUCACAAAGAGAAAAAAAGAAAAUUGAGAUAACAAAAAACGAGUGAGAACUUCUCAAAAAAAUUGUAUUGUAUUUUAAUCUUAAAUUUGUAUUGCGUAGAAUGAAAAACCAACGUCGGACUAAAAAAAAACUGCAACUAACACGUAAACUUAGUUGGAAUAUAUGUAUAGUUUAGUUUUUUACCAAAUAUUAGUUUUGCAAGAAACAAAAAAAUUUAACGGAAGUUACACAUUUUGUGAGAGGUUGUAUAUAUUAAUUGUAUCUAAGUUUUACAAUUACCCAUAAUUUAAAUUAACUAUUUUUUGUACCUUUAGUUACCAUACCCUUCGUUAACGUUUUAAGCUGAUGACUGAAAUGCCAAACAAUAUUCCUAAAGUAAAAAAGAAAGUGCGAAACGUUAGCUUAUUUUUAAUACGCAGUCCAGAAUCGGGAACCAAGAUGCCAACUCAAAGUAGUUCAAAGUGUCAAAGCUGCUCAUUUAAAGUUCGCAAUAAUACCACAAAUGUAGUCAAACAGAUAUGCCAACACAUAUGUUUUUAACAUAGGAUAUUUUUUAAUUUAGGAUUCUCGAUUCCCGUAUUGUUUACUCCGAACAAAUUUAGUGUAAAUAAAAAGCUUCCGUCGUAGCGAAUUACGUAUAUUGUAUGUAUUUGAUUAGACCUAAGGCAAAUAAAUGAAGAAAAACAGUA
Messenger RNA from Drosophila simulans, 6665 nucleotides. It is a transcript of the gene Alk, whose product is annotated as ALK tyrosine kinase receptor. The record is from RefSeq and is a predicted model, not a curated record. The transcript is spliced from 9 exons. The coding region runs from base 614 to 5719 and encodes 1701 amino acids. Gene Ontology annotation, cellular component: membrane; signaling receptor complex. Gene Ontology annotation, biological process: multicellular organism development; regulation of neuron differentiation; cell surface receptor protein tyrosine kinase signaling pathway. Gene Ontology annotation, molecular function: protein binding; transmembrane receptor protein tyrosine kinase activity; ATP binding. NCBI's taxonomy places the organism in Eukaryota, Metazoa, Arthropoda, Insecta, Diptera, Drosophilidae.